Molecule: messenger RNA, 132 nt
Organism: Racocetra persica
Lineage: Eukaryota; Fungi; Glomeromycota; Glomeromycetes; Diversisporales; Gigasporaceae
Source: the annotation of a GenBank genome assembly
AUACAGAGUUGGGCAAUAACAUAUCAGAGGAAUUGGCUAUCGCAUUAAGACUGUUCAAAGUAAAAAUUCAAAACAAUUUAACUGAUGAAGCAUUUAGGCAAACUAUGAUUGCAGUUAAUGCCAAAUCAUAUA